Messenger RNA from Colletotrichum fioriniae, 1107 nucleotides. NCBI's taxonomy places the organism in Eukaryota, Fungi, Ascomycota, Sordariomycetes, Glomerellales, Glomerellaceae. The record is from RefSeq and is a predicted model, not a curated record.
AUGCGCUUCCUCGCGCCACUCAUUGCCUUUGCAGUGGCGGGAUGUUGCCAAUUGUUCGAUCCUCUGGCCUUCGUGGACCCCUUGAUCGGCUCUCAACGCGGCGGAAACGUCUUCGCCGGCGCGACACUGCCGUACGGCCUCGCCAAGGCCGUAGCCGACGUCGACGGGGAGAAGACGGGUGGUUAUUCGACCGACGGGAGCAACAUCACCGGCUUCAGUAUCGUCCACGACAGCGGUACCGGCGGAAACCCCAGCCUGGGCAACUUUCCGCUCUUCCCGCAGAUCUGCCCCGGCGACGAGCUCAAUAACUGUAGAUUCCGCAUCGGUGACCGGGCAACGCAGCAUGACGUGAACAAGACCAUCGCCGAGCCGGGCUACUUCUCCGUCGAGCUUGUUUCUGGCGUGAAGGCGGACAUGACGGUGUCUGAGCACGCGGCGCUCAUGCGGUUCAAGUUCCCGAGCGGCGGAAGCGACCAUCCGCUCAUGCUGUUAGACUUGACGGAUCUUUGGGCGAGUAGGCAGAAUGCGUCGAUCAAGAUCGAUACGCCCACAGGGAGAAUGUUUGGAAACGGCACAUUCCUGCCUAGCUUCGGUGCUGGCUCUUACACGCUUCACUACUGCGUCGACUUCUUUGGAGCCAAGGUCUUUGAUACUGGAGUAUGGGUCAAUAACAGAGCUGGUAACGAGCCCAAGGAGUUGUUCGUCACUAGAGGGUUCAACCUGUUCUAUCUCGAGGGUGGCGGCUUCGUACGUUUCAAGGAGCUGACCAAUGACACUGUCACUGCCAGGGUGGGAGUCUCGUUCAAAAGCAGUGAUCAGGCAUGCCGUAAUGCAGAGAAGGAGAUUCCAGAUCCGCUGAACACCUUUGAUACGCUGGUGAAGACAGCAAAGGACGCUUGGAGAGAGAAACUGAGCCCCGUUUCAGUCAAGGCGGCUGGCGCAACGGAAGACUUGCAAAAGAGUUUCUGGAGCGGCUUAUACCGCAACAUGAUUUCUCCUCAGAACUACACUGGCGAGAAUCCGCAUUGGGACAGCGGAAUCCCUUACUUUGAUUCAUUUUACUGGCAAGCUUCCAUUCAUUUCAUGUCUCCAGAUCCCCUUCUCUAA